This is a messenger RNA of Haliotis rubra (blacklip abalone), 4513 nucleotides long. RefSeq lists its product as uncharacterized. The transcript is spliced from 12 exons. The record is from RefSeq and is a predicted model, not a curated record. Gene Ontology annotation, cellular component: nucleus. NCBI's taxonomy places the organism in Eukaryota, Metazoa, Mollusca, Gastropoda, Lepetellida, Haliotidae. Gene Ontology annotation, biological process: positive regulation of transcription by RNA polymerase II; proteolysis. Gene Ontology annotation, molecular function: transcription cis-regulatory region binding; cysteine-type peptidase activity; protein binding. The coding region runs from base 267 to 4505 and encodes 1412 amino acids.
AAUGUAUGUAACCCAAUAACUCGGUACAUAUUAUGUCAGUUCAUUACUGCAGCAAGGUCUGGCGAUGUGUUCACAAACAGGAAAGUAGAUCGCCUUCAGAAAACAAGCUCUCGUGAUGAUACACAACCCAAGUGUAACGCCGGGAAGAAGGAAUUUACAUCAUGAAUAUUAUUUUUUGUGUGUAUUUCAGCAUGGUGAAUGCGUCGUAUUUCACUUUCAACUACAGAUUCAGGUCAUGAUGCCCUGGCACAGAAAAGCUAUUAUGCAUGUGUCACGGAUGGGAUACACUGGAUGACUACCUACGAUGUCUAUAUAUAUCUUUACAAAUGGCGUCCAAUCCUCCCGAGCCUUACCUUACAGGGAGAACAUCAGCCCUUAAAGUGGAGGACAUUGUAAAGAUUCUGAGGUUUCCAGAUGAGAGCAAGGUCAUCCAGACAGCGCCCGCCACACCCCAGGGAGGGGAGGUGUACCUCUACAAGAUACCCUCGCGUAUGAGAGAAGAUAUCUGGAAGGACGACAGAUAUCACUUCAGGAGUGAUGGAACCCGGACUCAGCCUACCUCCAGUCCACUCAUAGUGAAGCAGUACCACAAGGCUUACACCAAGGACAAGAUGACAACAAGGGCUUUUGUAAGGGAAGCAUCCUAUCUGUUCGACCAGCCUGUGAAACACGUCCUUGUGCAGUACAUCGGGGACCACACGCAGGCACAAGCUGCUCCUCAACGUAAGAGGCGAGGUCGACAACCACGUCAUCCCCAGGGUUUCCCUAAAUAUUUGAAAGUUGAGUCAGUAAAUGAAACUGUGCAGUCGGAUGUUUCGGGAAACACUGAUGCCAUUCUAGAGCUUCAAGGGAAUUCAUUAGCAAAUAGACUUGAGGAAAAAGGAAAUUUAGAUACGGUUUCAAGUGUUCUAUUGAAUGGUGCUUACCCCAGAAUACGAACUGUGUCGCGGACAUCUGUCCGUGGAACAGGGAAUGAUCAUGACACAAACCAGAAACGCUGCAGGACUAUAGAUAACACAGGUGAUGAGGAUGACAUUGACUAUUUGGGUUCAACAUCAGGCUCCUUGGUUAAGAGACCACGUUUACAGUCUCAAGCUGAAAAUGACAUUACGAAUGUAAGCUAUGACACUACCACUGACUAUACUUAUCUGUACAGAUUUCUAGAAAAAGUAGAAAAGAACCGGGAUGUGAUAAAGGUCGUACAACGAAUCCGGGCAUUAUCUAGGCUCUGGAACAAGGACUGUACCAACAAAAGCAAUUCGUGCUGGACACUCAUAGUAGAGGUUGAGAAAAAGUGGCCUCAAGAUACAAUAAAAGCAAGGAACUGGGUAAAAUGUUCUGUGAAUACUGAUGGUCUGAGCUUCAACCAAGACCGGUUAGUCUAUAUAAAGCUCAUAGCUGCAGUGCUUGUUGGAGCGUGUCAUACCAGGACUGAAGUACAGGAAUUUGUGAAAACACUGGAUGAUCAUCCAUCACACCUACAGCAUGUGCAGGGCUGUACUCUGUCACGUGACUGUACAUACACAGUUGGCUGCUACACCAUCAGAGGAGAUGUUCUGUCUGGCUUGGAAACCAACGAGUGGCUGACCGAUGAAAUCAUAGACACUUACCUGCACCUUCUGGAAAGAGAGUGGUGUUCCCGUGUCAGCUUCCACUGCUUGGUGCUGCCUACAGAGACAGUGAUAUUGUGGGAGGCAGGCUGGUACACAGAGAGGAUAAGGGGGAAAGAUGAGCAUUUGGAAAAAUACACGUGGAUUUUAAUGCCUGUGAACAUGCCACGUAAUCAACACUGGGUGCUUCUGGUGGCUAAUGUCAAGGAUGGAACAGUGGGAGUAGUCAAUUCUAAACCAGAUUUAGAUGUGGAGGACAUAAUUGUACAACACUGGAGGUCAUUUGUAAAUCACUGGAAAUCUACACCAGGGAAAAUGGGCAUACCGUGGAUGAAGAAACAGUACCUAGUGAUAGACCAGGCUGAUGGGCACAAUUGUGGGAUCUUCGUCCUCAUGGCUGCUGAUGCCCUUUUGGCGGAGACGUCUCCAGGAAUCAUGAGGAACUACCACGCAGAGAAGUACAGGCUGCAUGUACUACAGAGGAUACUACAGUAUGCCAAGGAGGAUAUGCAGAGAGGAGGAACUCACACCUUGGCAGUGGAUGGACACGGCGAUAUCACAGACAAUACCCAACAUUCGGAAACUCUGACGGAAGGAGAUAUAAUGGAAAGAAGCUAUACAAAGGCAACAAAACAGGGUCAAGUCAUUCAUACAGUUGUACAACAUCAUGACACUUUUGUCGAAACCGACGGUGCUAUGGCCACCGAUAAAGAUGCAGAUGAGUACUCAUGUCUCGAUGAACACCUGUCACAGAAGCAGCUAAUGGCGUGUUUGUUAAUUGUUGCUUUGGCGGGGAAUAACCUGAAGAAGAGGUUGCUAUGGGCAGUUUCUGACACAGGAACUAGAGCGGAAAGAGAAAGCUAUAAACGAUACAUUGCUUGGGCGCUCAAGGUUUUCGACAUCAAUGGAGACACAUACACUAAGGAGAUGAUACAAAAUGAUUUAAAACAAUUGUCAGGAUGCUGUCUAUGUCAGGAGGCUGGAUCAUACAGAAUAAGAAACCAAAACGUAGCAAUAAGGCUAAGAGACAUACUGUCCAGCGAUCUGAGACAAUUGGUUGCAAAGAUGGACCUGGAGUUUAUAUUUCGCUAUGUGAGUUCAAGAGCUGAAUCCACUGAGGUGGAAGAAGUAGAUAUCCCCUUCCAAAUUGAAUUGAAGCAAGAUGAUAUGACUGUUGUAGCUCAACGUUUUGUGGCAGCCAUACAGGGCAAAGAGUUUGCUUUUGUGUGCAUGCAUUCUCUCUUUCAGGAACAGACAUUUGUCGAUAUGGUCUUUGAGAAUCUGGCGCAAAAUCUGAACAAGGACAAUUCUGCUCUAUUGAAAUUAUUGUCCAGUAAUGACACUGUACAUGGACAGUCCUUUCUGUUUUGGACUAGCAUUACAGACAACUCGAAAUUGUUGAGGAAGGCAUUGUCCACUGUUCAAUUUAGUGUACAUAGCAGAAAGCAAGCUUUGUUUGGAAGUUGCUUUGGUAGUAGUUCAGACAACUUCUUGCUUUCCGAAUGUAAUUGUAAGUUGAAUAAGUUGUGUAUGACAUUGCCCAAUCUUCCAAGACCUCUUAUCAUCAAACUGGAAUUGGAAGUUGUAGAUGAUCUAGGGGUGAAGUUUGACAGGAUUUCCAUGCUUGACAUUGCCUGUAUGAGUGGAUUGUCUGCAGUUGCUACCAGACUCUUGCAUGUAACGAAGGCAAUAAGAAGGAAUAGAUCAGGAAAGGCAACAUGUGUGCAUUAUGCAUCUAUGUGCCAAAGGGGCAGUAAUAUUAUCGAUACAGUUAUAAAGAUGGGACUUUCUAACAUGAAUAUCAUAGGUCCAAGAGGAUCAACACCUGUACAUUACGCAUGUGCAGCGGGAAACGUUGGGAUUGUAAGUAUCCUGUUACAGGAGCAAGUGGACAUUGGAAAGCGAAACAUGAGAGGUGAAACUGGGCUUCAUUUGGCAUGUUUAUAUGGGAAUGUAGAAGUUGUUAAACUGUUAUUACAAACCAAGAGAAAAACAACUGAGAGAGAUAACGAUGGCCACACACCUCUACAUGAUGCAGCCUGGCAGGGACAUACAGAGGUUGUAGAAGUGUUAUUGAAGAACAAGGCAAAUGUGGAUGAGAAACGCGAUGAUGGCAACACACCUCUACAUGAAUCAGCCUAUCAGGGACAUACAGAGGUUGUAGAAGUGUUAUUGAAGAACAAGGCAAAUGUGGAUGAGAAACGCGAUGAUGGCGAGACACCUCUACAUGAUGCAGCCUGGCAGGGACAUACAGAGGUUGUAGAAAUGUUAUUGAAGAACAAGGCAAAUGUGGGUGAGAAAAGUGAUGAUGGCAACACACCUCUGCAUGGUGCAGUUUGGCAGGGACAUAGAGAGAUUGUAACAGUGUUAUUGAAGAACAAGGCAAAUGUGGAUGAGAAACGUGACGAUGGCAGCACACCUCUACAUGAUGAAGUGUUAUUGAAGAACAAGGCAAAUGUGGAUGAGAAACGAGACGAUGGCAGCACACCUCUACAUGAUGCAGCCUGGCAUGGACAUACAGAGAUUGUAGAAGUGUUUUUGAAGAACAAGGCAAAUGUGGAUGAGAAACGUGAUGAUGGCAGCACACCUCUACAUGAUGCAGCCUGGCAGGGACAUACAGAGGUUGUAGAAGUGUUAUUGAAGAACAAGGCAAAUGUGGAUGAGAAACGCGAUGAUGGCAGCACACCUCUACAUGAUGCAGCCUGGCAGGGACAUACAGAGGUUGUAGAAGUGUUAUUGAAGAACAAGGCAAAUGUGGAUGAGAAACGUGAUGAUGGCAGCACACCUCUACAUUAUGCAGCCUGGCAGGGACAUACAGAGGUUGUAGAAGUGUUAUUGAAGAACAAGGCAAAUGUGGAUGAGAAACGUGAUGAUGGGGGACACACCUCUACAUGAUGCAGCCU